GCAACAAUGUGACGUCACACCCGAGUCGCCUCAACUAAUCCAAACGUCGCCAGCUGACGCUCCACAACAUCGACAGCUCACCUCCUUCGCAGAAGCAUUUAACAACAGCAUGGCUGCUCAGAAAAUAAACGAAGCCCACGAACACAUAGCCAAAGCCGAGAAAUGCUUAAAGACAAGCUUCACAAAAUGGAAGCCGGAUUUUGACAGCGCUGCCUCAGAAUAUGCUAAAGCAGCUGUAUGCUUCAAGAACGCCAAGCAGUACGAGCAAGCAAAGGAUGCCUACCUGAAGGAGGCAGAGUAUCACACGGAGAACAAAACGCUUUUCCACGCUGCCAAGGCUAUUGAACAAGCAGGCAUGAUGAUGAAAGAGCAGAAAAAGAUGCCCGAGGCCAUCCAGUACAUCGAGAAGGCGUGUAUGAUGUACAUGGAGAACGGGACACCUGAUACCGCCGCCAUGGCGCUGGACCGUGCUGGGAAGCUGAUAGAACCGCUCAAUCUGGAGAAGGCUGUGGACUUGUAUCAGAAGGCCGCUGGUGUGUUUGAGAAUGAGGACCGUCUGCGUCAGGCUGUGGAGUUGCUUGGCAAAGCUUCCAGGUUGUUGGUGCGAUUAAAAAGGUUGGACGAAGCUGCUGUAGCUCUGCAGAAAGAGAAGAACAUGUACAAGGAGAUUGAGAACUUCCCAAUGUGCUUCAAGAAAACGACAGCCCAGGUCCUGAUCCACCUUCACCGAGCCGACUACGUUGCUGCUGACAAGUGUGUCCGAGAGAGCUACAGCCUGCCAGGUUACAGUGGUAGCGAGGACUGCAUCGCCAUGGAGACACUGCUGCAAGGUUACGACGAGCAGGAUGAGGAUCAAGUGUACCGGGUGUGCAACUCCCCCCUGCUCAAGUACAUGGACAAUGACUACGCCAAGCUGGCCAUCUCACUGCGGGUGCCUGGCGGAGGAGGCAAAAAGAAAAAGGCCGCCGCUGCUCCAGCAGGGGGCGCUGACGGGGAGCCGACAGCUGCCGCUGAGGACGAAGAUGAGUACGAGGGGGGGCUUUGUUAGCCUCAUCCCACCAUCCCGCUCCUUUCGUUCUUCCAUCUGAAACCUUCACCAAUUCUUUGCUGUAAUGGCCACAAAAGGCCCAUGUUAUGAAAAAGAAAAUUAAAAAAAAAGUAAAAUAUUACAAAUGCUCCAGUAGAUGUUGCAGAUGAAUUUUAAUUUCAAGUGGAAGCAGAGAAGAUGUCCUUUUCACGCAUCGUCACGUGCAUGUGUACAUUUGUUGUGCGUCUUGAGAAAAAUAUGUCAAAUGCGUGUAUGCAAUAGCUAUUGAAUUGAUUCAGAAUUGUAAUCAUAACCCAAUUGCAUGACUCUACAAGCUCAACAGAAUGCAAAUGAACACAAAGGUUAGCUUGUAGACAGUUGUUUCCUCUUUGUCUACCUCCAGCUGUGUGUGCGUUACCAAUUUUAAAGUAUUUUAGCAUAAAAUGCUGAGUCAUCUUACUGUUUCUCGAAGGAAAUAACAGAUGGUUUUUUUUUAUUUUGUGAUCUUGCCCAUGUGUACAUUCCUGAAGAAACAAAUAUUGUUCUCUGAUGUAUAUUUGAUGUGCACAUACAAUAAACAAUCUUUAAAAUGUCUUAA
Messenger RNA from Syngnathus acus (greater pipefish), 1625 nucleotides. RefSeq names its product N-ethylmaleimide-sensitive factor attachment protein, gamma b (gene napgb). Gene Ontology annotation, biological process: intracellular protein transport. Gene Ontology annotation, cellular component: vacuolar membrane; SNARE complex. Lineage: Eukaryota; Metazoa; Chordata; Actinopteri; Syngnathiformes; Syngnathidae. The transcript is spliced from 11 exons. The coding region runs from base 110 to 1048 and encodes 312 amino acids. Gene Ontology annotation, molecular function: syntaxin binding; soluble NSF attachment protein activity. The record is from RefSeq and is a predicted model, not a curated record.